AUGCGUGUGGAUGGAUGGACCAGAUCCAAUGUUACCGACGCGUCCGGACCGUUUUAUACCCGCCUCGCCGUCUCCUUCCCCGCCGCCUCCACCACCGCCGACCUCAAGCGAAGAGUGAGCCAUGAACACGCCGCAACUUUCCCCGACAUCGGCCAGAUCGCCGUCCAAUCCAUCAAGGUCGAGCACAGAGGCCUGUGGUUCCACCUCGCCGACUCCAUGGCCGUCCGGGAUGCUUUCCAGUUCCACGGGAUCAACCAAGCAUGGCACCUUCAGCUAGACGCAGCUCUGCUUCCAAUGGCAGAGGGGCACAGCUGCCUCACCGCAGUUUCAGACUCUGAGUAGGCAGGCUAAUGGGUUGCACCAGUAUGCAGUGUGUGUGUGUGUGUGUGUGUGUGUGUGUGUGUGUGUGUAAUAUUGGGAUACAUGUGUUGUUCAGAGUCUGGUCUUUCUUUCAGUGAAGUUUAAUAAAGAGAUUCUCAGCUCAAACAUGUAUCCCAAUAUUACAGAUUACUUAAAUCACUUCUUAAACAACUUACCAACUGGGUGUGUGGGAUCAUCAUGAGUUAACACAGCUCAGAAAGCGUCUGUUAAUUUGCACAAGGGACUGUCUGAUCUCAUGAAACAUCAGCAGUUGUUGACACUUGCUUGACAGACAGACACCCACCACCACCAUCAGGGAAAAAACAGAACAACUAAUGCACCUACAGCUAGUGAGUGACUUGGUGUCAUGGAGAGGAGACGACGAGGAGGUCAGCCGACGACGGGGUGCUCCUUGGCAUUGACAGUGGCCUUGUCGACAUGGCCGUCCUGCUUGGGGAUGAUGA
This is a messenger RNA of Triticum aestivum (bread wheat), 824 nucleotides long. RefSeq lists its product as uncharacterized. The transcript is spliced from 4 exons. The record is from RefSeq and is a predicted model, not a curated record. Lineage: Eukaryota; Viridiplantae; Streptophyta; Magnoliopsida; Poales; Poaceae. Bases 1 to 342 code for a protein of 113 amino acids.